AUGACCGGUGCAGCUCCAAUUGCAGCGGAAGGCAAACUUGUUCCAGUCCCUCCGGAUGGAGGAUGGGGAUGGAUGGUUGUCAUUGGAAGUUUCUUCAUCCACGUAUUUGCUGACGGAUUCGUCUACUCUUUCGGAGUUCUCGUGGUCAAGAUAAUGGAGGUUCGUGCCCGAAAAAAGGCCCGAAACUCUAAAAAAAAGUUUCUUUUUUUUUGCUUGUUUAUGUGUCUCUCAAACUUCUCAUUCACAAGUUUGAUGCAGUAAAAAAUAACAGUAAAUUUAGUUGCUUGUUCUUGAGUCUUAGACGCGUAGUUUCAUUUAUAUAUAGUAUGUAAUCAACUAUAAAAUAUUUUUUGUUGGAAAAAUAACUUUUUUUUUUCAACGGAUGCAAAGACCACUGAAAAAGUAAUGGCACCUUGCACUUUUCUCAGUGAAAUUGAUGAAUAAUCAGGAGUUCAAAGCUAAUAACACCAUGUCGGCUCUCAUCAUCUCGCUCCUGACUGGAUUAACUCUUGGGACCGGUCCCAUAGCUUCUGCCAUAUGCAACAAGUACGGUUGCAGAACGACGACCAUUUCUGGAGCCUGCAUUUCUUUCAUUGGGUUGGUUUUUUAGGAUUUUAUUUUUGAUUAAUUUCAGAAAAACGUUUUUUCUAAGAUAAUCCACAAAAAAUCAAUGAUAAAUUUAAAAUUUUUUUGCAUUGAAAAAAACUCAGGAAGCUUAUCUGCACUAAUUUUUUUUAAAAAAGAAAUCUCAAUUUUUCUGCCUAUUGAUUAGUUUCUUUCCGAAAUUUUCGGUUUUGAAAUUUGUAAUCCUCAUAUUGAAAAACGCUUUCAAAAAAUUUCAGAUUGCUACAUCAAUGACUAACAACAUCUUUUAUUAGAGUAAAAACACUGCUUAACCAGAAAUUUAAGAUGUGCCGCUUCCUACUUCGCCACCUCGAUUUACUUCAUCGUCGUAAGCGUGGGCGUUGUUAUGGGAUUCGGAUUCGGACUCAUGUAUUGUCCGGCAAUUGUUAUUGUCACCAUGUAUUUUGAAAAGUGCGUCAUUUGAUUUCUGAACCAAUCAACGCACUCUAUUUUUCAGAAAACGUUCUUUGGCAACUGGGAUCGCGGUGGCCGGAGCCGGCGUGGGAACUGUCCUUUUUGCUCCCAUCAAUGCUUUUCUCAUUGGCAGCUACGGCUGGCGCAGCGUUUUUAUUGCGUUCCUUUGUGAGUACAGCUGCGCUCAAAGUACAACCAAUGCGUUUUCAGUCGUCCUCGUCCUUUGUGCCCUUUGCGGAGCGACCUUCCGUCCUCUUGAGUUCGUUCUGGUUUCUGACGAGCCGGAACCUCAGUUCAGUCCAGCCACAGAAGAAAAAAUUCCUAGCGAUCAAAAGACGGAAGUAAUGAUCGCAAUUGAAAUCAGAACAUAAAUUAUUUUCAGGAACGUGCAGCUCUUCUGAGUCCCCCUGUGAUUGGUGCUUUACUUCGCUCAGUCUCUCAAACAUCGGACAAAAGGGACAGCGCUGUUCUGAAACCUGCGAGCUCUCUGAACGUUGUUUCAUCUGAAGGAGAAAGUGAGUUGAAUUUCUGAGACAAAAUAUAUCCUUCAUCGAAAUUUGCGAUAGAAAAAUGUUUUAUUUAGCUUCUCCAAGAUGCCGCUCGCGCACUGGAACAGUUGGAGAGAAAGAAAGCGGGUAUUUAAACAGGAAAGACGUUUUCUACACUGGCUCCAUCCAAAACGUUGCCGAAUUCCGUGAGGACCCAGACAAAUACAGGCAUUCGACUCAAAACCAGAUCGAAAAAAGCUAUCUUCUUAAGGUCAACUGGUUCAUUACAUAAGAACAGACAUACCACAAUUGGAAGCCUCUCUGCUCAUUCCAUCUCCCGCAUCGAUGAAGUCCGAGAGAACAGCGAAGAGUCCACUGAUACAACCGAAAACAAUGAAGGGCGCAAUAUGCUCAAGUAUUUCUCCGUAGUCCUCGAUUAAUUUUGACGUCUCUUUUCAGAACCAUCAGCAACAUGCUCUCGCUUUCGCUACUGCUGGACCCCAUUUUCUUGCUUUUCGCUAUUUCCAACCUACUGACCUCUGUUGGUUUCAACUCUCCCUUGUACUUCCUGCCUCUUCACGCUGAAAAAAUCAAGUUGACCUCAGAGCAGGGAGCUCGGGUUCUCUCUGUUUUUGGUGAGUCCCAAGAGGUCUUCGUAUGUUCAUUUAUUCUUUCUAGGUGUUUGCAACACUGUAGGCCGUGUGCUCUUUGGAAUCGUCGCGGAUCAUGAGCUUCCACUUCCUUAUGGACUUGGAAAAGAUACCGCCCGUAACCGCCUCUGGAUCUACAAUAUUUCGCUCACUGUAUUUGGGUGAAAGAUUGAAUAUUAUUGAAAUUCUGACUUCAGAUCUGUGGACUUCUGACGACGUUCUGUUACAUGUUUGAUGGAUUUGUCCAGCUGAGUUUGUACUCUGGACUAUUCGGCUUCUCCAUUGCUUCGUACAUUUGCUUGACCAGUGUCAUCCUCGUCGAUUUCCUGGGACUCGAUAAAUUGACCAACGCGUUCGGUCUGCUUCUUUUGUGGCAGGUUCGCGAAUUUUUUUUGGAACAAUGUCGAAAACCAAUUUGAUAAUCCUGAACUAUUUCCAAAAAAAACAAAUUAAGGGAGUCGGAACUGUUUUUGGUCCUCCAGUCUCUGGAUACCUUGCCGAUAUCACUUCCAACUACACGCUCUCCUUCGUUUUCUGUGGGGUCAACCUUAUGGCAAGACUUCCUUUUGAGUUUUGGCCAACUGGAAGUAUUUCUCAGGUCUCCGGAUUGAUGCUGUUUGCCAUCCCGUACUUCCAGCACAAGCGGAGCAAAGACACGGACCUGGAGUUCACGGAGAAACCGUCGACUAAGUGA
Caenorhabditis auriculariae is the source of this 2870-nucleotide messenger RNA. Lineage: Eukaryota; Metazoa; Nematoda; Chromadorea; Rhabditida; Rhabditidae. The record is from the annotation of a GenBank genome assembly.